AUGCUCCGCAUGGUGAGCAAUGUCGACCUGCGCAAGGUCUGCAAUACGGUCAUUGCCACGAUUGUUGAGCACAUACCUGCCAAGGGCGAGCUCACUGUCCAGAGGUGCGAGACUGCGCGGCUUGUCGAGCACUGGGGGCUGCUCAUCAACCAGAUUGGCGGUGUGGGCCUGGCGGAGACUGUAGAAAUCCUCCAGUACCAUUGGGUGAACAACUUUAGCGCCACCACGAUGUUCACCGUCUCUGGCUUCAAUUUCGUGUCCAUCACGCUGACACUGCCAGAGAUGGCGCAGAUCUACGUGACAAAUGUGACUGUGAAUGACAUCCUGCAGAAGUCGAGAGAGGAGACAAGGAUUGCUGCAGCAUAG
Molecule: messenger RNA, 366 nt
Organism: Phanerochaete carnosa HHB-10118-sp
Lineage: Eukaryota; Fungi; Basidiomycota; Agaricomycetes; Polyporales; Phanerochaetaceae
Exons: 2
Coding region: 1-366 (121 amino acids)
Source: RefSeq, a predicted model, not a curated record